Messenger RNA from Peronospora matthiolae, 450 nucleotides. The record is from the annotation of a GenBank genome assembly. NCBI's taxonomy places the organism in Eukaryota, Oomycota, Peronosporomycetes, Peronosporales, Peronosporaceae.
AUGACUACUAGCCAGAAGUAUCCAUCCAGCUCCAAUAACGAACGCCAUCUUCGCCCGCUGACAACGCCUUGCACGGCGCGCAGGCCCUCUUGUCUGCGCAAGGGAAGCGCCUUUGUCAACGGCGUCGCCUUUCAGGGCUCGCGUCUGGAUGAGCUGUCCACGACCAAGACGAUCACGGUCAGAUACUCGUCCAAGCCGAAGAAGACCAUCUCGUUUGCCGACCAGCGAGGUCAAAGCCUUGUGCUAAAGCGAGAGUUUAGCCGUGAGGACGCGCCCGUGUGCUGUUGCGAAAUGCCUAGUGGAGUCACAGACGACCGAAUGAUGUGCCAACGUAGCAGCAGCAUUGACAAGUUGAUCUACGAGACGUUUGCGCAUCAGCAUUUGCUGUCUAUCUGCGUCAUCUCUCUGCUCGGUUGCGCCCUCGUUGGUUUCCGUCAGACCACCAAAUAG